AUGGGCCGGCCCGGCUCUCCCUCCGCGAGAUGGGCCGGCCCGGCGGCGCGCGGGCAGUGGCGGCGGCGGCGGCCCAAGAUGGCGGAGCUGCAACUGGACCCGGCGAUGGCCGGGCUGGGAGAGGGGGGUGGGAGCGGGCUGGGCGACGGGGGCGGCCCGGGCCGCGGACCUCCCAGCCCUCGCCCCGCCGGCCCCGCCGGCCCCACGUCCCGCGGCCAUAGCCGCCCGCCCGCCGCCGCCGCGCAGCCGCUCGAGCCGGGUCCCGGACCCCCCGAUCGGGCAGGGGGCGCCGGCGCGGCCCGCUGGGUCCGGCUGAACGUGGGCGGCACCUACUUCGUGACCACCAGGCAGACCCUGGGCCGCGAGCCCAAGUCUUUCCUCUGCCGCCUCUGCUGCCAGGAAGACCCGGAGCUGGACUCGGACAAGGAUGAGACGGGGGCCUAUCUGAUUGACAGGGACCCCACCUACUUUGGUCCUAUCCUCAACUACCUCCGCCACGGGAAACUCAUCAUUACCAAGGAGUUGGCAGAAGAAGGUGUCCUGGAAGAGGCAGAGUUCUACAACAUCGCCUCUCUCGUGCGGCUGGUGAAGGAAAGGAUACGGGACAAUGAGAACAGAACUUCCCAACCUCACUGUCCGUGGUUGUCGCAGGGCCCCGUGAAGCACGUGUACCGAGUCCUGCAGUGCCAGGAGGAGGAGCUGACACAGAUGGUCUCCACCAUGUCUGACGGCUGGAAAUUCGAACAGCUCAUCAACAUCGGGUCUUCCUAUAACUAUGGGAACGAGGACCAGGCCGAAUUCCUCUGUGUCGUCUCCAGAGAACUAAAUAAUUCCACCAACGGCAUCGUCAUAGAGCCGAGCGAGAAGGCGAAGAUUCUUCAGGAGAGAGGGUCUCGGAUGUAAAGGCCAGAAUCCUGGACAUGGAGAGCGCCCGGCAGAGCACCUCUGGAAGUUAGACUGGCUCCUGUGCAGUGAGCUCCUGGGAGCAGCGCUGAGCCUGCCCCCCGUGGGGAGUUCUGGUCAGACCGAAGGAGCCGCACCCCACCCACAGGAACCUGAAGACAGACGUGACUUCCGGCUGCAGAUACCUUUUCAGAAACCUGCUUUGUGUCCUAGCCAGCGCUAUAACACACCUGUACAACCGCGUCCGGGCUGGGUUCCCAGUGGGGCUGGGCCGGGAGGGAGAGGAAGGCUGCUCCCGCCGCGCUGUGCUGCAGGAAGGGGAGCAGAGAGGACAGCCCUGAGCUGUGCCCGGCCUUCACCGGAGUGUGGCGAGGUGGCGCUGGCACCAGCCGCUCUGUAACCAUCUUCCCUCCCUCUAUGCACCGCACACUAACGUAGCAGACGCAGAGGAGUCUGGCUCCCAUUUGUCGAACUGAACGGAGGGUUUUGGUAAAGGACAGAGCACCCCACAUUCCUAUGAACUAAGCCUCUCUGAGGACAGGAGGAUGGGGAGUGCUGCUCGUUUGGGGCGAUCGGCUGCUGCCACGUCCAGCUUCGCCUGCCUGUCUCCGAAGCCCGGGCGGCCGGGCGGCUGGCCUCGCCAGGAAGAGGGUGGAGGCAGGCGGCGUUCUGCACCAGGUGAGACGGACAGAUGGGAGCUGUAGGUAGUCGGUGUAACUGCUUCCUCGGCCUUCUCUUACCCUCCCUCGGUCCCUCUUCCUUCCUGACUGUUUAAACUGGGAUGAAGGGACUUGGGACCCCUGGUGGCAUGGGGUGCGGAUGGCUGUUUCUUUAAGAGUUGCCAAAUGCGUCCUGUUCUGGUGUCCAAAGUGUUAUUUCUGUGAUUGUCUCCUGGGAAUGCCUUGACUAACAUGUACUAUUUGUCUGUGUGUCUCUUGGUCGCUCACUCUGGCAGCCCUGCCCCCCAGCCUUGUCAGUGACCCCCCACCUUCCCGCUGGAGGGUAUGCGUUUGCGGGGCAGCCUGAGGACUCCCUCCCUCACCCCGCCGCACUAUCACUUCCUUCUGGGGAGCACCCUGCCCUGGAGGACCGAACGCUGUCUGCCCCGGGGAGCUGAGCUGUGGCCACAGCUUGUACCGACCUCCUCAGCGUUGAGUCUCAGAGCAGCCAUGACUGCCCGGGGCCGGAAGCCUUGUGUUCCCUGAUGCCCUGAGCGUGCCAGGUGGGCCUAGACGGGAGGGGGCCUCUCCAACACCCAUCUGUGAGCCACCGCCAGCCAGAGCUGCUGGUUUCUCCGCAGCUCAGCUGCUUGCUGGGGACCCGGGGUAUAAUUUUUGGAUGUGACUGGAGACUGUGCCAAUGUCUCUUGGGCUUGUGGCCUGCGUGCGCAUGCCCAGGAUUCUCCCUCUGACCCUAUUUCCCUGUGUGAAGUAGGAUAGACGUGUGUCUGCUGCCAGACGGCUGCAUGCCAGCCCGAGGUGCACACUGGCACCUCAGAAGUCUGGCCAGCGCCCAGGAUCUUUACUGCUGUGAUGUCGAGGAACUUCUGCCUUCAGUAAAGGCCGUCACCUUCCAGAAAGGGUGUAGGCAUCCAUCCUGUCAUCUUCUGGGGGGAGAGGGGGGUAAAUAUGUCAGGGAAAAGCCGCUCUGAUAGGACAGAGAACUGGAGGGGUCUCUGCACAACUGGAAUGAGGAGCCUCAAAUGAAAGGAGGGCGGGACGCGCCCAGUGAGACGUGCUUUCCUGGGCACUGGGCGCGCUGCUGACCAGCCUGGUCCCGGCCACGGGAGGCGGCGGAGGCGGGCGCGGCCAGCCCCUGGGAUGCCUCUCCUCGCAGAAACCCGCCGCGGCCUGGGACGGCCUGCCGAGCCGCUCAGCCCUCCGAGCAGCAGCCUAAGUGACGCUCUCGUCUCCUCGAGGCUGGCUUUCCCCCGCUCCCCUCCUGGCAGCCCUUUCAGUGGCUCCAUCGCUCCGGAAAUCUCAGGUCAUUUGUUUCUUACUGGGAAAGUAUUUUACCCAAACCCUUCACGAGCCAAAGGGGUGUUUUUCUUAAAAGCCUUCCCCCCCCCCCGGCAGAGUCUGGCUAAUCAGAGGCCUGGCCGUCGGUUGGGGGUGCCACGUGACCAGUGACCCAUCCUCCAGCUUCCGGCGCUGCCAUGGGGAGUGUCUUCCUGCUUGUCUGUGGCCACAGGCCGUGCGGGCCAGGCCUGGGGAGCAGCCGGUAUCCGAGUGGCAGACAGCAGUGGGCUUGCCAUGUGCUCAGAGCUGCUCUGCCCUUGGCGGUGAGGGGGGCCAGCCUCUAGGAUGACUUCGUCCCUGCGGUUGUAGCUGAUCUCAGGGGUGUCGGGAGGGAGGGGCGGCUGCUGAGGGGCAGGGCUGAGAGGACACCCACACCCUGCAGCGCGGCCUUCGGUCCUGACAUCAGGGAGCAGGCCCCCACCUGUGGGUGCCCUCUGUGACAGAGUGCUGGGAGAGUGGAAUGGUGCGCCUGUCCUUUUCCUUUUGGUCAAUAAACACGUGACACGAA
Messenger RNA from Pipistrellus kuhlii (Kuhl's pipistrelle), 3429 nucleotides. It is a transcript of the gene KCTD2, whose product is annotated as potassium channel tetramerization domain containing 2. The record is from RefSeq and is a predicted model, not a curated record. The transcript is spliced from 6 exons. Gene Ontology annotation, cellular component: Cul3-RING ubiquitin ligase complex; cytoplasm. NCBI's taxonomy places the organism in Eukaryota, Metazoa, Chordata, Mammalia, Chiroptera, Vespertilionidae. Gene Ontology annotation, biological process: protein homooligomerization; proteasome-mediated ubiquitin-dependent protein catabolic process. Gene Ontology annotation, molecular function: cullin family protein binding. The coding region runs from base 1 to 903 and encodes 300 amino acids.